GUUAGCUUCCAGCAGGCAGCGCGCGCACGGAGCUAGUGGGACAAGAGGAAGAAGAAGCAGCUUCUUUCGAGAUAACGUGUGUCCGGCGUGUUGUGGCUUCCUGUGACCGGCUUCACGUGUGACAGUCGGCUGGGUUUGAGUGAGAAACACCGCUGGAACGACAGGAAACUUCAGUCAUUUUCUCCUUGGACAGGUGACGCCACUAUGAGCAGGCCGGCCGAGCGCUGGACCAUGUGAGCACAGCGAGCAGAAAGGGCGACUUCCUGUCAGAGCGAGAGAGCGGGUCGAGGAGAGAGGAGGACGUGUUGAGAGAAGGAAUGGGCGUGGGGAAGAACUCCACCUGUAAAUCCAUGGACUCCAACGCUGAGCCGGGCAAAUAUGAGGAGGAGAGCAAACACAGUGCCAACUUCUACCCCAUCCCCGUGGUGGUUAAUGGAGUGUCCCCGACCCCUGGAGACCAGGACAGAGAGGACACCGAACUCAUGGCCAUCUACACUAAAGACAGACAAGCAGCUGAUAAAAGUUCUUUAUCUGAGACGGUGGACAGCACAGAAUCUAUGGCUGCCAGGAGAAUGGACAUGAUCUACACCAUCGAAGACACCCCACCUUGGUACCUGUGCAUCUUCCUGGGUUUACAGCAUUACCUAACGUGCUUCAGUGGGACGAUCGCCGUACCCUUCCUGCUAGCCGAGGCCAUGUGUGUGGGAUUCGACCAAUGGGCUACAAGCCAGCUGAUCGGCACCAUCUUCUUCUGCGUGGGCAUCACCACACUGCUGCAGACCACCAUCGGCUGCCGACUUCCACUUUUCCAGGCAAGUGCGUUUGCUUUCCUUGCCCCGGCCAGAGCCAUACUGUCAUUAGAGAAGUGGAAGUGUAAUGCAACAGAUAUUCCUUUGGUGAACAGCACUGAGCUCAUGCACACAGAGCACAUCUGGUACCCCAGGAUACGAGAGAUUCAGGGUGCUAUAAUUGUGUCCUCCAUGGUGGAGGUGUGUGUGGGAGCGUUGGGUCUCCCGGGUCUGUUGUUGAAGUACAUCGGGCCGCUCACCAUCACACCGACCGUGGCCCUGAUCGGCCUCUCCGGCUUCCAGGCAGCAGGAGAAAGGGCAGGCAAACACUGGGGCAUCGCUAUGCUGACGAUCUUUCUGGUGCUGCUGUUCUCUCAGUACGCACGCAACGUGCAGCUGCCACUUCCCAUCUACAAAGCCAAGAAAGGCUGGACCUCCUACCGCCUCCAGCUCUUCAAGAUGUUCCCCAUCAUCAUGGCAAUCCUGGUCUCUUGGUUUCUGUGUUUCAUCUUCACGGUGACAGACGUGUUUCCUCCUCAGAAGGACAAGUAUGGCUACUACGCCCGCACAGAUGCCAGGCAGGGCAUCCUGGCAGCUGCUCCCUGGUUUAAAGUUCCCUACCCCUUUCAGUGGGGGUUGCCAACGGUAACGGCAGCCGGGGUGAUUGGGAUGAUGAGCGCCGUGGUCGCCAGCAUCAUCGAGUCUAUUGGAGACUAUUACGCCUGUGCGCGACUGUCCUGUGCCCCGCCUCCUCCUGUACACGCCAUCAACAGGGGGAUUUUUGUCGAAGGUCUGUCCUGUGUACUGGACGGUUUGUUCGGCACAGGAAACGGUUCUACGUCUUCCAGUCCAAACAUCGGGGUUCUGGGGAUCACGAAGGUGGGCAGUAGGCGGGUGAUACAGUACGGAGCGGUGCUAAUGCUGCUGCUCGGCACCGUGGGGAAGUUCAGCGCUCUCUUCGCGUCUCUCCCGGACCCUGUGCUCGGUGCACUUUUCUGCACGCUCUUCGGCAUGAUCACGGCCGUGGGCUUGUCCAACCUGCAGUUCGUCGACCUCAACUCCUCACGCAACCUCUUCGUCCUCGGCUUCUCUAUUUUCUUCGGUCUGGUGCUGCCCAAUUACCUCAAGGGAAACCCUCUUGUCACCGGAAUCGUGGAGAUCGACCAGGUUCUGAACGUUCUCCUGACCACAGCCAUGUUUGUCGGAGGUUCCGUGGCCUUCAUUCUAGACAACACUAUACCUGGCACUCCGGAGGAGCGAGGGAUCCGUAAGCUGAAGCGCGGCUCCUGUUCCGGUGGCUCUGAGCUGAAAGGGAUGCGAUCCUAUGACCUGCCAUUCGGAAUGGACUUCCUGCAGCGCCACAGCGUCUUCCAGUACCUGCCCAUCAGCCCCACGUUCAGCGGUUACCAGUGGAACAGACUGGGUGGAGCGUGUCGGGGGCGGAGCAGCUCACGAGGAGAGGAGGGUGGUGUGGCUGUGAGGAUGGAGGCAGGAGAAAGCAGAGUGUAAAACAGAAAGCUAGUAUUUCCUGCGCCAUGCUGUUGUCAAAGCCCCCUCUGAGCUCGUGUGUGUGUGUGUGUGUGUGUGUGUGUGUGUGUGUGUGUGUGUCAUGGAUACAAUCCACCACAGGGCGACGAUCUUAAGACAUCUCGCAGGCCAAAAGAUGGAAAGGAUUCUGCAGGAAGAAAAAAAACACGCACACGCAAAACACACUUAUGUUUUAUUCCCUUAGUGAACCUGCACUGCACUGAGAAAUUCAGUUUAUGUAUUUACUGUUUCUUUAGUUUUAUGAUUUAUUUUUUUCCCCCCAACAAUUCUGUCAAAGCUGAUCGUUCACUAAAUGCAAAAUAGUUGCAAUCUGUUUGAUUAUGCAAGAGUCUGCAAGAAACACGUGUUUUUUUUGUCGUCUUACAACCUCGACCCAACUCCCUCUCAGACUCCUAACUCUCUGUCUGGUUUUCGUUGUCCUACAAAAUGUCAUGAGACAGGACGUGUACAGCGGCUGUAAGGAGGUGGCGUAGUCUGCCAGCAUAAAGAAAAGUGGGCGGGGCAUGAAAGGGAACCUACAGGAACUUUUUAUUUGUGGGAGGAAAAAAAAAAAAAACGUGCACAAUCUUUCACUUUAAUGCAAACGUAGUCCGAACAGCUAAGGCAUGUUUUUGACGUCUGAUCUUUUACUUCUUUACGACUGCACAGGACGUCUGUCUCGCCUGUUUAACAUCAAAACAACAAUACAGAGAGAUGACGAAACGAGGGGAAAAGCAAGGCCUUUAUAGCACUGUUCUGUCAUCAGCAGUGGAUUGUGUUGUUGCUCAAGGGCCCAGCGGUGGACUCUCGGUGGACCUGUGACUCGAACUCAAACUCCCUGUCAGUGUCAGACCCCUGUGUGAGUCUUGAGUGUGACGUCACCGAUGACAUGGAGCUGAUUGGGUGAAAGACUUCUGUGAACAGCAGCAGCUCAAUCUGUAGAGAAAAAGCUCUUAAGAUAAAAACGAGCGAACAUCAGACACCAAACAUGUCUUUUUGUUCGACUGCACUGAAGCGAAUGCAUGUUGUUGUUUUUUUUUUUUCCUUUCUUUCCUGAACUGCUCCUUUUAUUUCUAAAAAAAAAAAAAAGCCAAAGGCACGUAUCAGCCUCUCCAGGAUUUCUGUUUUAUUUGUUGGUGCUUGGACCAUAAAAUUGUAAGCACCGGAUUUGUUACCGUAUGUAACGACUUUCUAUGUUUAUCGUCAUGUCACUUUGUUCUAUGUUGUUGUUGUUCUUCUUUUAUUCCAUUUUGAAUAAUAGUAAUCUCAGAAUAUUGAAUAUGGUGAGAUCCUGGAGCGACCGAUCUGUCUGACGUUCUUCUGCUGAAAGCUACCUGUUUUAUGUCCGCUACGAGGAGCUUUGAGUCGCACUGUACGAUUCCUGUUUGAUUGGGUUUGGUCUUCACACUGUAGCCUUUGUUCUUAGUUUGUUGGGGUGUUUAUUUGUUUUUGUUUUUGUUUGUUUGUUUUUUCUUCUACACGUUCUACAAGCGGUGUUUCUAAAAUCUGAAAAGAAUUUAUUCGAUGCCUGUUCGUUCACUCGUCGAUUGCCGACAAGCCAAAAGAAAAAAUAACGUGAGUACAGACGACUGCGUCACUUCCCGCCCUCGUGGACCAGAUCACGUUCGCGUAUUUAUUUAUUUAUUUGUUUGUUUGUGCUAGUCCGAGCCGCCGGCCGGAAAAUUCCGCGUGAGCAGAAACGAGAAAAACAGAAAACUAGAGAGAAUUUACUGGAAUGUUUGUUCACGGAUUUACACUCGAACUGGUGCUUCAUGAGAAAAAUGUCAUUCCAUGUGUCGUGUUGUUUUGAUUCAGUCAUCACUUUCUUUUUUUUUUUUUAACCGCAAAAAUCUACACACUACUGGUGCAAUUUUUUUUAUUAACUGGGUAUAUUGUUUGUUUGCAUUUUUAUUUUUUUUUAAAUGACUCACUUGUAGGAACCGUUUUAUUCUUAACACCGAGGGUCGGCUUUUUAACCCUAAACUCUGGAGCUGCACCAACACAGUUUAAAUUAACCAAAUGGUUUGACUUUAAUCAAGAAUUUGUUCAUUUGAGUUUGACUCUAAUUCACGUCGAUUAGGAUUUAAGUUAUUUGUCUUAACCUGUAAAGAAAUCCUUUUUUUUUUU
Messenger RNA from Tachysurus vachellii, 4442 nucleotides. It is a transcript of the gene slc23a2, whose product is annotated as solute carrier family 23 member 2. The record is from RefSeq and is a predicted model, not a curated record. The transcript has 15 exons. Gene Ontology annotation, molecular function: transmembrane transporter activity. Gene Ontology annotation, biological process: transmembrane transport; L-ascorbic acid metabolic process. Bases 318 to 2297 code for a protein of 659 amino acids. Gene Ontology annotation, cellular component: membrane. Lineage: Eukaryota; Metazoa; Chordata; Actinopteri; Siluriformes; Bagridae.